AUGGACGCGGUGCGGAUCCGCGUGCGGACGCUGCAGCCGCUCCCUGAGGCGCAGUUUGUGGUGCCUGUGCGUGCGGGUGUAGAUACGCUGGCGGAUCUGCGUGAGCGCGUGUCGCAGGCUGUGUUGCGCAAUUUCGCGGCGCCGGGCGAGCAGGCUGUGCCUGCUUCGGCGCUGGUCGUCUGCAUGGAUGAGUUUGCAUUGCUGGAUGAGUUUGGGACAGGUGCAUUCCGUGAUAAUGAUAUGCUGACGGUAAAAUGGCCGGCUGGUCGUGCAGAGGAGGCAGCAGCGGCACGUAUCCGGACGGAGAUUGGCGUGCCGCAAACAUACCCAGGCGCCGGCGAUGCACAGCGUGCGGCUGCGAUUUUCACGGGGCCCCCUCCGUACAGGAGCUUGGAGUAUGAGGGAGAUAUGGAGGAUGACGUGGGAGAUAGCGAUUAUGUAUCUGAUACGCUGCUUAGAAGCGUAGGACCGGAUGAAGCGACAAACAAGGCGAUGCUUUUUGGCAGCGAUGCAAGUGCGGCGAGUUUGUCUGGGGACGAAGCAUGGGAGACCAACUCGGACUCGGACGUGCAGUCCAGCUCCUUAGAGCACAGCACCAUCUCGAGCUCACAGUCCAGCUCUUUAGAGCACAGCACCCUCUCGAGCUCGCAGUCCAGCUCCUUAGAGCACAGCACCAUCUCGAGCUCACAGUCCAGCUCUUUAGAGCACAGCACCCUCUCGAGCUCGCAGUCCAGCACAUCGGCUUCUCACUCCGACAGUGCAUCCAGCGACAUGGACACAAACACCACCACCGAUUCAGACACCUCCGCGCCAAGCAUAGCGCCCACAAAUUACGUUCCUCCCGGCAUGGGCAAAGCACGUACGCGGCGCAAGAACCAAAAACGUCGCGCACGACGACAAGCACAGGAAGAAGCACAGUUCUUAGUCGAUGCAGCGCCUCGCAUGGUCGGUGUCGAGCAAUGGGCACAUCCCGCAUCGCAGUCCACGCUCCUUCCGCCAGGCGGCGGCGCGCUCGAUAUUCUGCCUACACCGCACGCCGAGCCACACAAUGCAGCACUGGAAUCUACCGCUGCCAACAUGCUAGCACACACAACAGUCGGCUACCGCAAACGCAAGCAACGCGCAGAGAACACCACGUCGCACAAUGCACUGUAUAUCGACCGACCUAGACGCGUGCCGCCGCCUUCGAUGCGCGAUCCAAGCGAGCUGCCAGAAGAGCUCACUUUUAGCAGCACAGACUGCAAUGUAUAUUACGAUGAUCCUUGGGGAUUAUCAAUUGGCUAUGACGCAGAAAAUGACGCUACACAAUCCUACCUGGAGACGCAACGACAGGUACGGUUUGCCCUCGAGCAAGAAAAAUACGCCGAAGCAGCUGGCACCGCAGCCGCGCUUGCCGAGCCGACGCCAGACGAAGCACUCCGGGCCGCGCUACCUGCGGCAUUCGGCCGUGGCAACGAAGCGCCGCAACUCGACAUGCACCAAGACGACGCGAUGCGCCAACGUCUGCGCACACUCCGUGCCCAUGUAUUCCGUACGUAG
Molecule: messenger RNA, 1539 nt
Organism: Malassezia vespertilionis
Lineage: Eukaryota; Fungi; Basidiomycota; Malasseziomycetes; Malasseziales; Malasseziaceae
Exons: 1
Coding region: 1-1539 (512 amino acids)
Source: RefSeq, a predicted model, not a curated record